Messenger RNA from Culicoides brevitarsis, 900 nucleotides. RefSeq lists its product as uncharacterized. The transcript is spliced from 4 exons. Gene Ontology annotation, molecular function: lipase activity. Gene Ontology annotation, biological process: lipid catabolic process. Lineage: Eukaryota; Metazoa; Arthropoda; Insecta; Diptera; Ceratopogonidae. The record is from RefSeq and is a predicted model, not a curated record. Bases 1 to 900 code for a protein of 299 amino acids.
AUGAAAAUUUUAGCAGUUCUCGCUAUUUUUGGGUGUUUCGUGGCCUGCACGGCUCAGAGCAGUGUUGCUGAAGUUGAGAAAGAUAUAUAUUUUAUCGCUCAUUUACCAAAUGGAAAAAGGUUCAACAUACCCUUUGGAAAUUCCGAAGCUUAUGACAUUCUUGUCAAGGAAUGUCCUCCAGAAUCAACUGAACUCUCAAUUAUCGUCCACGGUUGGACUGAAAGUUACGAAAAAACCGAAUGGGUGCCCGAUUUUAUGUCAAAUUUGACGGAAGCUCGCAAAGGAUGCCAUCUUUUCAUGGAUUACAGCAAAUUCGCCGCUGCCGAUUACGCAAAGUUGGUGGAAAACUUUAAGUACAUCAUGCCGGCAUUUGUAAACCAAUUGAAAAUUCUUUUUGACGACAUUGGUUAUGAUGGAAAGAAAGCAUUUAUCUUCGGAUUCAGCUACGGCGCACACGUGGCAGUGCAAGGUGCUUACAGUUUCGGAAUGCGACGAAUUGGAAGAAUUGAUGUUUGUGAUCCCGCUGGUCCAAGUUUCCCCGGAGACAUUGAUUUGGCUUUAAAAUUUGCUUUGGCAGCUGAUAUUGUACAAUGUAUCCACACGAGUUGCGAUAAAGGAACCCAUCAAAGAUACUGCCCAAUUUCAUGGAAUAUGGGAUAUUGUGGACACUCGCAAGAUGCAGCUACAGUUCCUCCGCGUUUGAGUCACGGAUUGUGUCCAUAUUUCUACACGAGCGCCUUUAAAAAUGACUUCAAAGUUGUACCAAAGAGAGAUGUUUGCGUGUCAACCAAACCAGGAUCUUGGAAAAAAGGUUUCGUCAUGGGAUAUCGCAUGAACUUGUCUUUAGGAGGAAUUGGCGAAUUUUACGCUGAAACGAGCAGAAAUCCGACAUACACUUAA